AUGGCGCCCCUUCCUCGGCGAAGGCUAGCGCCCUGCAGGGCAUUAUCAUUGCUGGUUGGUCUGCUUGCCGCAAGUUUUGCUUUUUCUUCUUUACAGCCAGGUUCGUCAUUCAUGGUUAUAAUGGCAAGCGCAACUACCAGCUCUGGCCAGGAUCAGGUGUGCACAAGCCUCUUGGAUGUCAUGUUGGUAGUUGAUGAGUCGGGCUCCAUUGGCACAUCGAACUUCAGGAAGGUGCGGCAGUUCAUCGAAGACUUCGUGAAUUCUAUGCCGAUUUCUCCAGAGGACGUUCGUGUUGGGUUAAUCACUUUUGCAACCCGUUCCAAAGUUCGGUGGAACCUGAGUGAUCCGAAGGCUACAAAUCCUUCCUUGGCUAUAUCAGCAGCUAGAUCUCUAAGCUAUUCAACAGGCGUCACCUACACGCAUUACGGUCUUCAAGAUGCGAAGAAGCUGCUCUACGACACCAAUGCUGGAGCUAGAAAUAACGUACCCAAGUUGGUUUUGGUCAUGACUGACGGCGCAAGCAAUCUCCCGUCUCAAACGAGAUCUUCUGCUGCAGCCCUGCGUGAUGCAGGAGCCAUCGUAGUUGUCUUGGGAGUCGGCUCAGGAGUCAAUUCGAGUGAGUGCAGGAGUAUUGCUGGCUGUUCGACUUCAAAUUGCCCCAGGUACUUGCAGUCAAACUGGUCAAACGUCACGCAGCAGGUCAAUGGUAUCAUCAAGGCUGCAUGCAAAGAUCUGGCAAAGGAUGCGGUGUGUAGCGAAUGGAGCGAAUAUGGACCUUGUGUGGGGGAAUGUGGCAAAGAAGGCGUGCAGACGAGCACUCGAGUCGAGAUAUCUCCGCAGAAGCCGGGGUCACCUCCUUGCCCGACAUGUGAGGCACCGAGGGGCAGGUCUUGUGCCGAGCAGCCUCCCGGACUUACUCGGACGCAGCCGUGCACGAUGCCAGUGUGCAAAACGGAUGCUCAUUGCGGGGAGUUUGGCGCAUGGUCUGAGUGGAGCACUACGUGCGGAACGGCGACGAGGAAAAGGCAGAGGGAAGGCUACAACAGUCCACCUGCAGCCGGUGGUGGGCUUUCUUGCAUGGAACAAAAUCCGCCUAAACAUGAAUUCGAGGUUGAAACGGUGCAGAAAUCGCCGUGCCCAGUUCAGCAACAACCGGGACCCUGGAGUGAAUGGACAGAGUGCUCAGCAACCUGCGGAGGAGGUACUAAGCAUCGCGAGCGAGAGGGUUUGCCACAGGAAGGGGAACUGUACGGGGGACAGACUUUGGAACAACAAGGCAUUGCUGUGAGGGAAACUGCUUCGUGCAGCGAGAACCCGUGCCCUAUCGACGCAACGUGCGGAGAAUGGACAGAGUACAGUGCGUGCUCCAGAACUUGCGGAGGCGGUACCCAAGAGAGGAAGAGGGAGCCGUGGUUGGAUAAUGCGCAACACGGGGGGCGCACCUGCAUGGAACAGUAUCCUGAUGGGCCCAUAUCGGUCAGGGAGUGCAACACCCAGCCGUGCCCUGUGGACGAAGUAGUUGGUGAUUGGGAAGACUGGGGGCAAUGCAGCGAACAGUGUGGUGGCGGCAAGCGGACUCGUAAUCGCGGCCCAAGCAAGCAAGAGGCCAUGUUCGGAGGCAAGACAGUUGCUCAACAGAACGCAGAGCUCCCUGAAGGCGAGAAGAUUGAGGUGGUUCAGGAAGAAGGAUGCAAUGAAGUUCCAUGCGGACCUUGCACGCUCCCCUUCAGUGAGUGGACCGAAUGCGAGUCGUGCUCCGGGCAUAGAACCAGGGAAUCCGCAGUAGCAUUUGAUUACACUGACAGAAUGUGCAGUGGUGACACACACGAGGUACAAAGCUGUGAGGAAUACUGUUCCCAAAAUGCUGGAGGGGGUGCUGGAGGAGAUGGGGGCGCAGGAGGAGGGACUGGAGGCUCUGGAGAGGAGGAAGGAAAGGAGGAAUCGAGUGGAUUUCCAACUGCAGCUGUAGCCGGUGGCGUGGCUGGGGGAGUCCUCGCCAUUGCUGCGGGAGCUGGAGCGUUUUAUGGAUUGAGUGGUGGGAGCGCGGCUGCUGCCACUGAAGCAGGUGCUGAAGUGAUGACAGAAGCUGGUACAUCCAAUGCUGCUGAGGUAGAAAAGGAGAGCCUCAUCAGUGCAGGUGAACAAUCAGAGAUGUGGGCAUCCUAA
This is a messenger RNA of Eimeria tenella, 2166 nucleotides long. Its product is annotated as microneme protein 2, putative. NCBI's taxonomy places the organism in Eukaryota, Apicomplexa, Conoidasida, Eucoccidiorida, Eimeriidae. The coding region runs from base 1 to 2166 and encodes 721 amino acids. The transcript is spliced from 4 exons. The record is from RefSeq and is a predicted model, not a curated record.